Molecule: messenger RNA, 237 nt
Organism: Ostertagia ostertagi
Lineage: Eukaryota; Metazoa; Nematoda; Chromadorea; Rhabditida; Trichostrongylidae
Source: the annotation of a GenBank genome assembly
AUGUACAGCUGCCCGACCGAAACCAAGCAACAAACGGCUCCGUUUGCCCGAGCACAGCAUAGUCCGAUCUACCAAGCAAUCAACAAGUACGAUGAUCGACCGAAGUUGCCGUCGCAGUACUACGACGGGAUGCAAAAUUCCUUAUCAAACAACAAACCACAACGAUGUGAGGAUAAGAUCACACCGUAUGCUGGUGGACAGCGGAUCGAUGCCGUGCGCCUGCCAUCUACGCCAUGA